Molecule: messenger RNA, 3730 nt
Organism: Molossus molossus (Pallas's mastiff bat)
Lineage: Eukaryota; Metazoa; Chordata; Mammalia; Chiroptera; Molossidae
Gene: DDX21
Product: DExD-box helicase 21
Exons: 15
Coding region: 59-2419 (786 amino acids)
Molecular function (GO): RNA helicase activity; RNA binding; ATP binding
Source: RefSeq, a predicted model, not a curated record
UCUCUUCCUCUCCACGCGGUGGACGAGAUCCGCAGGCCUCUACAGCUCGUGCCGAGCGAUGCCGGGGAAACUCCUUAGUGACGCAGAUUUGGAAUCAGACGCAGCCAUGGGAAAAGUGGAGAAACCGCGAAAGCAAAAUGAGAAGAAAGGUAAAAAAGAGAAGUCAAAAUCUAAUAAGACUGAAGAGAUAGCAGAAGAAAAGGAAGAAGCUGUUUCCCCGAAAGCUAAAAAAGUUAAAAAGAAAGCAGGGCCUUCUGAGGUUGAAGUGAAUUCUCCUAAAACCAAAAAGGCAAAAAAGAAAGAGGAGCCAUCCCAAGAUGAUGUGAUUUCUCCUAAAACCAAAAGUGUAAAAAAGUCAAAGGAACCCACUGGAAAGGAAGUUGUUACUUCAAAAACCAAAAAAGUGAAAAAAAAUGAGGAGCCUUCUGAAGAAGAAGAACUAAGUGCUCCUAAGCCCAAGAAGAUGAAGAAAGAAAAGGAAAUGAAUGGAGAAAUUGGGGAGAAAAGCCCCAAACUAAAAAAUGGAUUCUCUCAUGCUGGACUUGACUCAAACUCCAGUGAAGCUGCUAGUGAAGAAAGUAACAACGAGUUGGAGCAGGAAAUACCUGUGGAACAAAAAGAAGGCGCUUUCUCUAAUUUCCCCAUAUCUGAAGAGACUAUUAAACUUCUCAAAGGCCGUGGGGUGACCUUCCUCUUUCCUAUACAAGCAAAGACAUUUUUCCAUGUGUAUAGUGGAAAAGAUUUAAUUGCACAGGCGCGGACAGGAACCGGGAAGACAUUCUCUUUUGCUAUCCCUUUGAUUGAGAAGCUCCUGGGAGAAAUGCAUGACCGGAAGAGAGGCCGCGCCCCUCAGGUACUUGUUCUUGCACCCACAAGGGAAUUAGCAAAUCAAGUAAGCAGAGACUUCAGUGACAUCACCAAAAAGUUGGCUGUGGCUUGUUUUUAUGGUGGAACUCCCUAUGGAGGUCAAAUUGAACGUAUGCGGAAUGGGAUUGACAUCCUGGUUGGGACACCAGGUCGGAUCAAGGACCACCUGCAGAACGGCAAGCUAGAUCUUACCAAACUUAAGCACGUUGUCCUGGAUGAAGUUGACCAGAUGUUGGAUAUGGGGUUUGCCGAUCAAGUGGAAGAGAUUUUAAGUGUGGCAUACAAGAAAGAUUCAGAAGACAAUCCCCAAACACUGCUUUUUUCUGCAACUUGCCCUCAUUGGGUAUAUAAUGUUGCUAAGAAAUACAUGAAAUCUACAUAUGAACAGGUGGACCUGAUUGGUAAAAGGACUCAGAAAGCUGCAAUAACUGUGGAGCAUCUGGCUAUCAAGUGCCACUGGACUCAGAGAGCAGCAGUUAUUGGGGAUGUGAUCCGAGUGUACAGUGGUUUUCAUGGGCGCACUAUCGUCUUCUGUGAAACCAAGAAGGAAGCCCAGGAGUUGUCUCAGAAUGUGUCCAUAAAGCAGGAUGCCCAGUCAUUACACGGAGACAUUCCACAGAAGCAAAGGGAAAUCACCUUGAAAGGUUUUAGAAAUGGAGAUUUUGGAGUUUUGGUUGCAACCAACGUUGCUGCGCGUGGGUUAGAUAUCCCUGAGGUUGAUCUAGUUAUACAGUGUUCUCCACCAAAGGAUGUGGAGUCCUACAUUCAUCGUUCUGGGCGAACGGGAAGAGCUGGAAGAACUGGGAUUUGCAUCUGCUUUUAUCAGUACAAGGAGGAAUAUCAGUUAGCACAAGUGGAGCAAAAAGCGGGAAUUAAGUUUAAACGAAUAGGUGUUCCUUCUGCAACAGAGAUAAUAAAAGCUUCCAGCAAAGAUGCAAUCAGGUUUUUGGAUUCUGUUCCUCCCACUGCUAUUAGUCACUUUAAGCAGUCGGCUGAGAAGCUGAUCGAGGAGAAGGGAGCCGUGGAAGCCCUGGCGGCGGCGCUAGCCCAUAUUUCAGGGGCCACGUCUGUAGACCAGCGCUCCUUGAUCAACUCGGAGGCGGGCUUUGUGACCAUGAUCUUAAAGUGCUCAAUUGAAAUGCCAAACAUUAGUUAUGCUUGGAAAGAACUUAAAGAGCAACUGGGUGAAGAUAUUGAUUCCAAAGUGAAGGGAAUGGUCUUUCUCAAAGGAAAGCAGGGUGUUUGCUUUGAUGUCCGAACUGCAGCAGUAACAGAAAUACAGGAAAAAUGGCACGAUUCCCGGCGCUGGCAACUCUCUGUGGCCACAGAGCAGCCGGACCUGGAAGGACCACGGGAAGGAUACCGAAGCUUCAGGGGACAGCGGGAAGGCAAUCGAGGUUUUAGGGGACAGCGAGAGGGAAACAGAAACUUCAGGGGACAGCGGGACGGAAACAGAAACUUCAGAGGACAACGAUCAGGAGGUGGCAACAGAAAUAACAGAUUUCAAAACAAAGGCCAGAAACGGAGUUUUAGUAAAGCAUUCGAUCAGUAAUUGAAGUAGAAGAUUUAUAUGGCAAAACAGAACUAUGUUUGGCAACAUGGAACUGAACUUUUUUUUUUCAUACAAAGUUAAACGCACAUUGUGUUUCCUUCCUGACCACUUGCCUCGCCCCAUCUCUUCCAGAGAGAUAAGCUUCAUCCAAAUUACUUCAUCUGGUGAUUGUCAUUUAUAACUAUUGCUACUUCUGUAUCCGAUUUUCCUUGUGAAAAGGUGUAUGAAUUCAUUGCAUUUUUAUUCUAAUGCAUUUUUAUAGAUUAUAAGUUAAAGUCAAGCAGAUAUCUGCCUAUACUUAAUAAGUUGACCUGUUUUUAUACUUAAAAGUAUCUCUUAAUAGCAUUCUUUCCUAAAUAUCUAUGCAAAAUGCAACAGUUUCUGAAGAAGCACUUUGUUCUGUAAUUGGCAUUUCUCAGCCACCUGCCGAACAAUUCCUUGUGUGGGUCCUAUAACAUGUCUUCUGAGAAUUAAUACUGGGUUUUGAAGCAAGAUUUCAAACUUAGCUUGGAUGUAAUAAAGUUUAUGCCAGCCUCGGCUCUAGAUUUGGAGAAUGGUGAUACAUUUGACAGGAUACAUUAUGUAGAUUAGUCAUCAUUGUGUGCAUUGUGAUGCAUUUUUAUUUCUAAUAUAAGGUGAUUUGUGCUUCAGUGAAUUCUUCACACUAUACAUCUAUAUAUCUGUAUGUAUAUAUAACAGUAUUUUAAAACAAAUGUGUUUAAAAAAUUCUAAAUGUAUAAGAUGUCUCCAUAACUUUCUUCACAAGUAAGGAGGCUGGAUAAAUGGGGCUUGAUGAUAAUGUAUUCCACUUCUAUUGGAAGGUAACAUUAUUUACCAAGAAGGAAUUAAGGGAGUAGCAGACAGAGAUUUACACUGCUGAAGAAUCAACAACAAAACCACUGCAAAUGUAUUUCGUAUGCGAGAAGGAAGUGACUGUUGAGAGCAAAGAGAACAAGUAAAGAUGCAUGAUAAAGUAUUUAAUUGGUGAAAAUUUAAUGGGUCAUUAAUGUUUCUGGAGGUUAAUGUCUAAUGGGCAAAUUGGGAUUUUUGGGUAGAUUGAUCUGGUUUAGUUACUCAAAGGCCUAUUCCUAUAGCCACAGUAUAGGAAUCUUUUUCUAUUAGACUGCUACUCCGCUGGGAGGUUUUAGCUGCUUAGGAAACUUUUUUUUUUUUUUUUUUAAUUUUUAGCCAACGAUAGUUUUCUGUUUAUCUCCAGAUAGGACGGGAGGGAGAGAUAGAGAAACAUCGACAUGAGGGACACAUCGACUGGUUGCCUGCCUCCUCCCGCACCACCCCAACCAAGCCAGGGAC